AAUCCGACGCGGCGGUCAGAAGAUAAACAGUAUAGAAAGUUAUCAAGAAGACAUAUCGUGGAACAUUAUUUAUUUAUCAGUCGGUUGUCGACAUUUACUAUAAAUAUAUUAAGCAAUUGCGCUUUGUUAGUCAAAAAGUGCCUGAAUCGAUAUGAUACGUAACGUUGCUGCGAUUUCAACCAUUUUACUCCUGGUAAAUGGUGCUGUAGUGCCAAAGUGGAGCGAAACAUAUAGAGUUAAAGGAAUUCUGCACAUUCCUUACGCAGAAAUCGAUGAACCUUUUUUCGCUUGGUACGACGGACCUGAUAAUCAAUCCAGAAUCGAUUACUACGGAGAAAUGGCGAAAACAUAUCAAUUAUCAGGAACAUUUGGAUACGGCACCAGUGUGAAAAUAGUUCCGGUAACCACGGAAGAAAAAUUGAAUGCCAAAACUUGCCUGCAAGUUAACGGCUCGUCGGAAAAUCCGAUCGGCGUUCAAACGGUGUUACCCGAUUUAACCAAUUUUCAACUAGCAGGCAAUGACAACUUGGGUGAAAAGUGGGAACUGACCACGACUAUCGGUCAAAAAGUGAACAAGUACAGCUUAUGGGUACGAUACAAAACAGACUCCCAAAACAAUGCCAAAAUAGCUAUUCCCGUAAGGUACGAAAUGCGAGGCUAUAAUUCGUUGCUGGGUAGUCACUACGACCACUAUUAUAUUGAAUAUUUCGACUUCGACAUCAGCAGCAUUCCCGAACAGACAUUCCAGAUCGAUCCCGGCAAGUUUCCUGAUUGCGUUAGUACACAGUUUAUAAUAAAUGACAUUUCAGCACUGACAUGCAGUAGCUUCCCGGGUCCCGGUGAUAAACACAUCGCUACUUUCAACCCCAUAGCGGAGUUCAUAAGACCGGAGCAACAAGGACACGUUGAUAUAGAGUUUGACAAGUUUGUGAAGAAACACAGCAAACACUACGUCGAUGCGUUGGAAGAGAUAGUUCGAAAGGAAGUAUUCAGGCAAAAUCUACGUCUGAUUCAUUCCGUCAACAGACAAAAAAGAGGUUAUACCCUUACGGUAAACCACCUGGCAGACAAAACAGAGAACGAGUUAAAAGUGCUUAGAGGAAAAACCUUCUCAGGGGUUUACAAUGGAGGAUUGCCGUUCCCAUACAAAAACAUCAAGUCAUCCGACUUGCCCGUUCAAGUCGAUUGGAGGUUAUAUGGCGCUGUAACACCCGUAAAAGAUCAAUCUGUCUGUGGUUCGUGUUGGUCUUUCGGAACGGUUGGUGCAGUUGAAGGCGCAUAUUUUUUGAAAAAUGGAGGAAAUUUGGUGAGGCUUUCCCAGCAAGCACUGAUUGAUUGCUCUUGGGGAUAUGGCAACAACGGCUGCGAUGGAGGCGAAGACUUUCGAGCUUACCAGUGGAUAUUGAAGCAUGGAGGAAUUCCAACGGAAGAGGAUUAUGGCCAAUAUUUAGGACAGGACAGCUACUGCCAUGCAGACAAAGUUCGGAAAGUAGCCAAAAUUUCCGGCUGGAUCAACGUUACAACAAACGACGAGAAUGCUCUCAGGCUCGCCUUGUUCAAACACGGGCCAAUUAGCGUUGCUAUAGAUGCGAGCCAGAAAACCUUCAGUUUCUACUCCAAUGGAAUUUACUACGACGAAAACUGCAAAAAUAAAGAGGACGAACUUGAUCACGCAGUACUCGCUGUUGGCUACGGCACCAUGAAUGGAAAGAAUUAUUGGUUAAUUAAAAACAGUUGGUCCAAUUACUGGGGCAACGACGGAUACAUUCUGAUGUCGUCCAAGAACAAUAAUUGUGGUGUUAUGACGACUCCUACCUAUGUAGUAAUGUAAUACUCUCAUGAAAUUCAGACAAUUAGAUUAUGUUCAUUUCUUAGAAAUACAGAAUGUUUUUAUAGUUGUUUUUAUG
Cylas formicarius (sweet potato weevil) is the source of this 1907-nucleotide messenger RNA. RefSeq names its product digestive cysteine proteinase 3 (gene CtsK1). Gene Ontology annotation, molecular function: cysteine-type endopeptidase activity. The coding region runs from base 152 to 1831 and encodes 559 amino acids. The transcript is spliced from 10 exons. Gene Ontology annotation, biological process: immune response. The record is from RefSeq and is a predicted model, not a curated record. NCBI's taxonomy places the organism in Eukaryota, Metazoa, Arthropoda, Insecta, Coleoptera, Brentidae. Gene Ontology annotation, cellular component: lysosome.